This is a messenger RNA of Sitodiplosis mosellana (orange wheat blossom midge), 1117 nucleotides long. RefSeq lists its product as uncharacterized. The transcript is spliced from 8 exons. The coding region runs from base 109 to 984 and encodes 291 amino acids. Lineage: Eukaryota; Metazoa; Arthropoda; Insecta; Diptera; Cecidomyiidae. The record is from RefSeq and is a predicted model, not a curated record.
UAACGUUUGGCUGUAUUUAAACGAUAACCAAGUACUGGAACUUAUUCAUUAAUAAACUUUGCUCCAGCGAUCCACUUCACCGGCUACAAAUCACCAAAGUAAAAGAAAAUGAAUUAUAAUUGGGUUCGAUCAAACGCAUGCUCGGUUCUACCACCAAAUGCUGUCGUUGCCGGCAAUGAUAUCGAUGGAGACACGAUAUUGGUGGGUCGUGCAUUCCACGAAGGUGAUAUGAUACCCGCUAAGGUUAUGCUUUGUAAAAGAGUUGCCUACGUCCCAUAUGGAGGAGCCGAAAUAGCAAAGCAUGAUUUUGAAGUUUUGGUUGGAAUUGGAUUUACAUGGGUACAAUCAAGUAGUGGACAUGUUCCUGUGGGUGCAGUGUGCGCGGGCAAUCAAAGCGAUGGCGAAAAAUUGUUCGUUGGCCGAGCACAUUUUGAAGGGUCCUUGACAACGGGCAAAGUUCAUCCAUCCCACAACUGUAUCUAUGUUUCAUUCGAUGGGAAAGAGCACUGCGUUCGUCAGUACGAAGUGUUGAUUCAACAACGAACUACUUGGGUGCCAUCAACGAACCAUUCCCAAUUGCCAGCAGGUGCAAUUUUAGCUGGUCAUGACCAAGAUGGAUCACCACUUUACGUCGGCCGAGCAUGGCACGGUGGAGAUCAGAUUCCAGCCAAAGUGAUUCCCUCCAAACAUGCUUGCUACGUUGCGUAUGGAGGACAAGAGAUUUUGAAGGAUUCAUUCGAAGUUUUGUGCCACGGUAACGUCUCUUGGGUCAAAAUGAAUCCACAAUCACGGUCUGUACCUCCAAUGUCCGUUACUGCCGGUGUUACUUCCGAAGGUGAACCAUUGUACAUCGGUCGAGCUCAUCACGAUGGCAGUUUAACGGUUGGCAAAGUGCAAAUUUCUCAUGGAGCUUUGUACAUUCCGUUCGGUGGUCAGGAAGUGCCCAUUCAUUCCGAAAUCGAGGUUCUAGUUGAACACUAUUGAGCAAUUGAAUCGAUUUAUCUUUUAUUCAAACCAUUUUCUACCUCGAUUUUAAAAACCAAUGCUGUUCAACUAAAGCUGUCUUUGUAAAACCCAAACCGUCAACUGAAAUAAAUGGAAGAUAUUUCGAAACUUA